Messenger RNA from Glycine soja, 755 nucleotides. RefSeq names its product myosin-5-like. The transcript has 2 exons. The record is from RefSeq and is a predicted model, not a curated record. NCBI's taxonomy places the organism in Eukaryota, Viridiplantae, Streptophyta, Magnoliopsida, Fabales, Fabaceae. The coding region runs from base 154 to 636 and encodes 160 amino acids.
CUUGUUCCUGUCCAGGCUAACGUUACCAGUACUUUCCUAUAUUUCGUGUCAUGAGAUAACCCACCAAAACUCGAACUUUUUUGUUUCUAAUCAACAAACAUAGCCUAUUCCUGGUUGCUUCUGUUUUUGUUUUUCAUUUCAGAAUAGGAACCAAUGGCUCAUUUGCUGACACCAACUCCUGCCACUGCUGCAACAGCUCUCUCCCCGAGAGCCCGAAAGAGCAAGAGCCCCCUCCAUUCUUGGAAAAAUGGUUACUUUCCAACUCCAAGAGUGUGCUGCGUUGGCCACCAAUCUCAACGAUCUCACACCUCUUCCAUCUCUUCUGAUCUUGAUCAAGUCCCUCCUCCCCUUGACAACCACUCUCUUCGUCGCAGGACAUUGAUGGGGUUGAGUGGUGCGGCAAUGUUGGGGUUGAGUUUGAGUGAUGAGCAAAGUGCAAGUGGCGCGGCAAGGCGUCCACCGCCUCCACCACCGACGGAGAAAAAGGACCCGAAUGUGAGUGGUGUUCAGGCUAAAGUAUUGGCUAGCAAGAGGAGAAAAGAAGCCAUGAAAGAAGAAGUGGCCAGGCUAAGAGAGAGAGGGAAGUCCGUUAAUAAACAGCAACCACCACCUCCUCCUCCUCCUGCAUCAGAAUAGUUUCCACAUGUUUAACCUUUCUAUUGUAAUCACUUACAAUUGGUUGAUAUUCUUGUUGUAUUACUAUCACUGUUCAAUUGAAUAAGACCGUUUAGCUUGACAGUUUUUUUGGAGUGAAA